UUUUAAAGAUCAAAUUACGCCAAUUGUAUUUCAUUCAAUAUCGUAAAUAUGUCGGCACAGAAUGCUUCACGUCUCGGAUGGAUAGGUCUCGGAUCGAUGGGCCUCGCAAUGGCCACGAACAUUCAAAAACACUUGAAUGAGAAUGAAGCCGCUCCUCUAAGAUACUUCAAUCGAACUAUAUCACGAGGUGAGGCACUGAAGGAAAUCGGCGGUGUACCAGGGGAUUCAAUUGCGAAAUUGACAAAUGAAUGCGAUAUUAUCUUCAUUUCGGUCAGCAAUGACGAAGUCGCGAAGAGCGUUAUCAAUGACAUUCUUGCUAGCGACUUAACAUCGCCCAAAAUCAUUGUCGACACCACCACAGUACAUCCCGAUACAUCGGCCUCACUAUCAGAACAGGUUCUUUCAGCAGAUCAUUCCUACGUCGCAGCACCUGUAUUCGGCGCGAAACCUGUGGCCGAGGCUGGUCAACUCCUUGUGGCUGUUGCUGGACAAGACUCAGCCGUUGAGGCCAUCACUCCCUAUCUCCAAGGUGUGCUGGCACGCUCAGUCAUCCGUGUUGGGACCGAUCCAUCAAAGGCACUUCUCUUGAAAACCACAUCGAACUUUUUGACAGCUGGGAUGAUGUAUCUAGUUUCAGAGGCGCACACAUUAGCAGAGAAAUCGGGGCUUUCUACUUCGGUGCUGGAGUCGUUGAUCGAGCAGAACUUUGGUGCGUAUGCUGGUGGAGUGAGUAAACGAAUGACCCAAGGCGUAUACUUUCCCGCGCAGGGCGAAGGCCCUUAUUCAGAUCUAGAUCUCGGGAUAAAAGAUGUCGGGCACGGCUUGGGUAUUGCUCGGGAUAACGACAUGACUUUGGAGGUUGGCGAAUUGAGUAUGCGAGCGAUGGAGAAAGCCCGGGAGUAUGGCGUGGAACGAGGCCGAAAGCUUGACAGCAGCAGUGUUUAUGGCGCUGUAAGGCUGAAUGCUGGGCUUGAAUUCGAGAACGACACGGUGAAACGUAGAGAUGUGGAGAAGAGAUAGAAAUGCUGUUCACCAAUGUAGCAUAAGUAAUCGGCAUAAUUUCAGGGCCAUGAGUAAGAAAUGUCAGCAU
Messenger RNA from Aaosphaeria arxii CBS 175.79, 1090 nucleotides. Its product is annotated as NAD(P)-binding protein. NCBI's taxonomy places the organism in Eukaryota, Fungi, Ascomycota, Dothideomycetes, Pleosporales. Gene Ontology annotation, molecular function: NADP binding; oxidoreductase activity, acting on the CH-OH group of donors, NAD or NADP as acceptor. The transcript has 2 exons. Bases 49 to 1020 code for a protein of 323 amino acids. The record is from RefSeq and is a predicted model, not a curated record.